CGACGGAGACGACGGAGCCGACGACGAGGAAGAAGAUGAAACAGGAAGAUGAAGGCAGCAGCAAGUGAAGACUCAUCGUAGGUUCUAUGCUCCGAUUAAGGACCUCUGAAGAAGAAGAGAGUAGUUGUGAAAUUUCUCAGCUAAGACAAACAGUGUUACAAAACAAUGACAGACUCCUUGAUGAGAUGCUCUGCCAAGAAAUCUACAAGAAGGUCAUCAACUGCAGAGGUGGUUGGGGCAUUGCAGGCACGCCUCUGCAUGCUGCAGUGUCCAAAGGCCAUCUCAGCUGUCUGCAGGUCCUGCUAGCCCACGGAGCCUUGGUAGACUGCGUGGAUGUCAAGGCUCAGACGCCUCUCUUUGCAGCUGUUCGUGGGAAAUACCUGGACUGUGUCUUAGCGCUCCUAGGAGCAGGCGCCAACCCCAACGGGAACUCAUCCAACAACUGCUCCCCUGUACUUACUGCUGCUCGGGAGGGUGAUGUGGAGAUAUUAAAGCAACUGCUUAAACAUGGUGCAGAGGUGAACUCUCGCUCCAAAGUCUUGCUCUGGACCUCCAGUGCCAGGGUGUCGAGCGGGCCGCUGUACCUGGCUGCUGUUUACGGACACAUGGAGUGUUUCAAACUGCUGCUCCUCUACGGGGCGGACCCAGAUUACAACUGCACAGAUGCAAAGCUGCUGAGUUCUAUCAAGCAGCCUAAAACUGUGCUGGAGAUGUGCCUCAGGCAUGGCUGUGGCGUGGAGUAUAUCCAGCUUCUGAUCGACUUCGGUGCAAACGUCUACCUUCCUACGCUGAUCAUCGAGAAGUCCACGAAGCAGAACGAGGCUGUGGAGCUGCUUCUCCAGGAAAGAGGAAAUCCAAAAGCCUUGACCUCACAGUGCCGACUCGCUGUCAGAAGAUACCUCAAAAAGAUCGACAAGAUCCACUGUAUCGACCAGCUGGAGAUGCCAACAAGUCUCAUUAACUUCCUGCAAUACAAACCUGUCCCAGCCACAGUUCUGUAGCUACGUGAGAUGGAGGCGUGUUUAUGUCAAUUCAUUUUUAUUUCAGCUACAGCUUUUGUUUUAUUUGCAGCUUAUGGACCACCUUUGUCUUUUCUUUUUUCAAUGACUUGUUGUUGUCAUGCGUUGUUUUGUUAAGACUGAUAAGUCAAAAUAUUAAAUGUGAGGACAAAUAGUGUGUGGCCUCUGUUUCAUUAUUAGUAUUUACCCUGCAGCUUCUUCAGUCACAUGUUCAUCACAAGUUGGCUAAGUACUUUAGAGGAGCUGUUUUUCUUUUAUGAAAACUACAAGCUUGCCUCAGACAAGUUCCCUCUAGUACUUGAACUAGAUCAGGGUCAGUAUGUGUGAAAUCACUCAGUGUAGUUAGUGUAUCAAAA
This is a messenger RNA of Seriola dumerili (greater amberjack), 1375 nucleotides long. RefSeq names its product ankyrin repeat and SOCS box protein 12-like. NCBI's taxonomy places the organism in Eukaryota, Metazoa, Chordata, Actinopteri, Carangiformes, Carangidae. Gene Ontology annotation, molecular function: protein binding. Gene Ontology annotation, biological process: intracellular signal transduction. The transcript is spliced from 3 exons. Bases 87 to 1001 code for a protein of 304 amino acids. The record is from RefSeq and is a predicted model, not a curated record.